AAAGGGUUCAAAAACAGGAAACAAAUAUAUUUUCAUCUCAGAAGGUAACAGAGUUGUUUCAAAAAGUGACAGAUGUACUAGGAAAAAGAAAUGAAAGUGAUUUUGAGGAAGAACGAGUAUUAAAAACGAAAUAUAAUCGAGAUGGUUAUACCACACCACCACAACGAUCACGCUUUUUUAUUGAAAAAUUUCCUAAGACUUUGGAAUCCAGCCAGCUCCCGAUCUCUGAUGGAGGACUUCCAAACUUUGAAGAGAGAUUGGAAAUUGAUCCGGAAUUGGUAGUUCAAGAAGUUAAUGAAGUUAUGAUUCCUUAUUCUGAACGUUCUUUUGAUUAUAAUUCUUGGAAAAGUUGGAAUUUAAAGUCUGGCUCAGUAGUUAAUGACCUAUUAAAGAAAGCUUCAAAAGCCAAAGGUUUGGGGAUUGUUCGUUGUGGAUUGAAGAUCACAAAACCAAAAUGGUGUGAUGAUGAAGACUAUGCCGAAAUACAAAGCUCUACAAGACGCCCAAACCUUAUAAAACCUCAGAAACACAUUAUCGAACUUUUGAAAAUAAAAUCAUUAAAAUCACUAGAAUUUGAAUUAAAACGAUUUAAAUUAAACGCAAAUAUUCAUCAUCUGAGAGAAAUUGGUAAACCAACAGAAAAUGACCAGUUCCUAGAUGGUUCGGAGAAGAUCAUAUCCUAA
Messenger RNA from Diversispora eburnea, 683 nucleotides. NCBI's taxonomy places the organism in Eukaryota, Fungi, Glomeromycota, Glomeromycetes, Diversisporales, Diversisporaceae. The record is from the annotation of a GenBank genome assembly.